This is a messenger RNA of Bursaphelenchus xylophilus (pine wood nematode), 1426 nucleotides long. Lineage: Eukaryota; Metazoa; Nematoda; Chromadorea; Rhabditida; Aphelenchoididae. The record is from the annotation of a GenBank genome assembly.
AUGGUGAAAGGUGGCUUAACAGAAGACUAUGUUCUGUCAUUGCUGAGAAGAUCGUCUCAUUUUGCCGAAUUGGAAAAGGAAAAACGAGUCGAGAAGGUAACAUUUGCAACUAUGAGCUUAUAUAAAACAGUCACAUUGAUCUGCUAACUUGGGAACGAUACGGUAUACAAUUUUGCAGACGUCGGUAAACCCUCUGUCUCCGGAAGAGCUGGGGUAUCUUUCCGUCAUCUAUCAUUGCAUUGUCCACUUCCACGACGGCUCGGAUUUCUCAUUUAUUCUGAAGAUGCCGUCGCUUCAACGAUUCACGGAAGGAGUAGAUUCCGAUAGCCAUGACGAUUCAGCGGACCUCUUAUUUUCUUGUCAUAAUCGGGAAUGCCAGCUCUAUGCACUGCUCAGUGACCUCGAUGUUCUUACUCCAAAGUUGUAUGGAUUUAAGGUAGUCUCAAUCAGUUAAGCGUAGUUACUGUCAGAUAUUUACAGACGGUAGAAAACCGUGUAAAGGACACUGGUUACAUUUUGAUGGAAAAUUUCAUCGGCAAAGCUGUUGUUUUGGGAGCAAUGGGUCAUGCAACCUCCAAGCAAAUACUCAACGUUGCUAGCCAUCUUGGCAAGUUUAGAGCGGAAAUUGAGAAGCUGCCUAAAGAGGAAUGGAGCUCGUUAUGUGAUCCAUUCCGCCUCGAGAUCGAUCUUUUGACCGCAAUGAUGGGACCAAAUAUAGCACAAUUGUUGGAAUACGAUUACGGUAAGACGCAAUUGCCUCUUCGUCAAAAAAAGUCUCUACGUUUAGACACAUUCCAUCCACUGGUACAGAAAUUAAAGCCAUUUUCUUGCCAGCCCUUCUACGAAUAUCUACUAAAAGGAAGAGCGGUUGAACUUGGUAAGAUGAUUUUACAAACUCAUACAUAUUUUUCCUGUUUCUACUAAACCAAUUCUCAUUUCAGGUGUUGAAAGCUUGGUUCAUUCCGACACACAUGGUGGCAAUUUAAUGUUCAAGACCAGCCCCGAUGGCAGCAUUUCCAACGAACUCGCCACUUUUCUCGACUGGCAAUCGGGGUUCUCAGGCAAUUCGCUCUUCGAUUUGGCGCGGUUCUCUGUGGUCUCGGCUGACGUCGAUGUCCGCCGAGGAGUUGAGGAUGAGGCGGUUCAAAUUUACUAUGAAAAUUAUGCGAAGCACGCCAAGAAUCCCAAUCCGAAAUUUACAAAGGCUGUCUGCCAAGAACUUUACGAUCUUGGAGUGCUGAUGGAAGCUAUUGAAUGGCAGAUUUUGUUUGGGGUCUUUGCUUGUAAACCAAAUGGACAAAAGGAAAGAAGUUUCGAGGCAUCCAGAGCUCAAAUGGCGCUGCGCGCGAAGCUUUGUAUGGAGGAUGGGAUUCGACUAAUCGAAAAGUAUCGAGCGCAUGAGAUAUUGGAGAAGUUGCAGAAAUAA